GAAAUACUAAGCUGUUUGUUGAGUACGCCAUUUUCCCAAACAGCAACCAAAUAGACUGAGAGAGAGAGUUACCACAAGAGAGGCAGACAGAGAUGGCGCUGAGAGCAGCCCUACUGCGGCACGUGCGAAUUCCGGUACAAACCCUAAACCCAGCCCUAACCCUAACCGGAGGAAAAUGGGGCCCACCUUCUCUCCGGUGGAUGUCAUCGCACGACGAUCAUCUCACCAAAUCCGAGGUCACCGAGAGAGUCCUCUCUGUUGUCAAGAGCUUCCCCAAAGUCGAUCCUUCCACGGUGACUACUGAUGUACAUUUCCAGAAGGAUUUGGGCUUGGAUAGCUUGGAUAAUGUGGAGAUUGUGAUGGCUCUGGAAGAAGAGUUCAAGCUAGAGAUUCCAGACAAGGAAGCCGAUAAGAUUGACUCUACGAAUCUGGCCAUUGAAUACAUCUACAACCAUCCAAUGGCUGGGUAACUCUCUUUAGCAGCAGCUUUUUCUCUUUACAUGAAUUGUUCAAACGUAUUUUUGUUUUUGCUCGUGACACUUGUAGAAAUUGAUCACCGUGUUGGUUGAAAAUAAUUUGCAUCUGUCUGAAAAAAGAGUAGUCCUGGAACUAAAUUUUAUCAAUGUCUUUGCAAUGCUUCUAUUGUAAACAAUGACAUCUUCUAUCCAAUCAGUCUGCUGAUUGGUUAUGUUCCUGCUCAAUGCUAUUUUUCAUUACA
Messenger RNA from Prunus avium (sweet cherry), 718 nucleotides. It is a transcript of the gene MTACP-1, whose product is annotated as mitochondrial acyl carrier protein 1. Gene Ontology annotation, molecular function: acyl binding; acyl carrier activity. NCBI's taxonomy places the organism in Eukaryota, Viridiplantae, Streptophyta, Magnoliopsida, Rosales, Rosaceae. Gene Ontology annotation, cellular component: mitochondrion. Gene Ontology annotation, biological process: fatty acid biosynthetic process. The record is from RefSeq and is a predicted model, not a curated record.